AUGGCUUCAACACUCCGCUCGUGGCUCACUCUUGGGCUACUGGCUCUUGCGUCACCGAUUAAGGCAGAACCUGUUCCACGGCACCAAGGCCUGGCUGCGGUUGAUGCUCGCAAUCUUGCCCCCCUCGAGGAGCGGGCAUUGUACAAUGGGCUUGCAUCAGUAUGCUACACUUUCACGACGGAAUACCUGGCCGCACCGUUCAUAACUCCUGUUCCUGGCGGCCCAUAUGGUCCUGGAGGCCCAUAUGGUCCUGGCGGCCUUGGGGGCCCCGGGGGUCCAUACGGCCCUCCCGGGGGUCCUCCCGGUCCGCCUGGCCCGCCUGGCCCGCCUGGUGCUCCGGGUGCCACUCCCACAGCGGCUCCUGGGAUAGGUCCUCUCGCAACUACAGUAUCUGUCGCUCCAGGGUCUCCUUUCAGCAUCAGCAUCAUUUCAUUCCUCAGCAGCCUGGGUGACCAGAUAGCAGGCUUCACGACGGAUCCAGCCGUGGCCUUCAUCUUCUACGACCCAGUCACUCGAUCCUUCUAUGGCGUUGUGCCAGCCAACCAGCCCGGAGGCGUCAUCAGGAUCUUUAUACGAGCAGCCGACCCGGCCACUGGUGUGACUUACAACUUCAUUAUUCAGAUCACCAUUAAUACUGGAGGAACUGGAGGAACUCCUACUGGUGCUGUCCCGACCUCUUCCGUCUCGCCAGGACCUUCGCCCGUUGAGACGAUCUUUGCCGGCAACCCUUUCGUAAUCGACCUGCGAAAGUACCUGCGGAGUGAUGCAGACACUGUGAACACACUCGCAACAACCCCAAACACUCCCUUCAUCAACGCGGACUUGAACGCCGCAACCAAGCAAAUCGUUGGAGUUGCGCCGGCCGACUCCCCAACCUACCCUGUCACCAUCCUCGUCACCGUCAUAGCCACCACCCAGGCAGCAGCCGGCGUGAAGGCUAGGCAGAUCGGUGUGGGCGUCAGCUUCACCGUUCAGUUCACCAUAGUUAUCCUCGGUCCCAACUCCAACACCAGCAGCGGCGGGCCGGUCGUCCCUACCUCAUCCAUCACGAGCGGCAAUCCCCUGUCUACCAGUACAUCAACUGGAAGUUCCAGCAGCGUUUCGAGCGAGAAUCCACCGGUGUCGCCCACUCCAAGCCCCAGCAGCGGUGUCCCAGAGAGCAGCACCGGAACCUCAGAGAGUAGCACUGGAACCUCAGGGAGCAGCAGUUUCACUGAGCCACCUUUCUCUGAGCCUACACCUACAUCGUCUACCGGCACAGAAAGCAGCACUGGAACCCCAGAGAGCAGUACUGGAUCCCCAGAGAGCAGUACUGGAUCCCCAGAGAGCAGCACUGGGCCCUCAGAGAGCAGCACUAGUGCCACAGAGACCAGCACGGGUCCCACUGAGCCACCUUUCACUGAGCCUACACCUGAGCCUACAUCUACAUCGUCUAUCAGCACUUCAAGCGAUGAAGGAAGCUCGUCAACUUCCAUUAGUACGUCAAGCGGCGAAGGAGGCCCGUCAACCGAGGCGACCUCGUCAACUACCAGUACCACUUCUUCUACAUCUUCCUCUGCGAGCUCGAGCCCCACUCCUAACGAGAACGUUUCGGACUUGCCGGAGCUCACCUGCGCUGGUCCCGCGUACGAAGUUGUUGGCAACAGUCUCUACACCGUGGGCCUCGGCCUUGGCGUUGUCAACUUGUUGACAGGCGUGAUUAACCUCCUCGGCGCACCUGCUCCCCCUGUGAAUGCACUCGGGUAUCAUUCCGUUCAAAACUACCUCUACGCGGUUGAUUACAAUUCGAGGCCUCAGAACAUCAUCCGAAUAGGCGCCGGAGGCACGGCCGAAGUUUUUACCGAAGCCUCUAUCGCAGCGACGGUGACUAACAACCAACCGCUGCUGAUCGGUGACAUUGAUGGUAACCAGCAGUACUGGCUCGGUCACAGCGCUGGCCUUGGUUAUGUGAAGUUGGACUUGAACGCCGACAGUGAAACCUACGGAACAGUCGUGGCGUCUGGCGCCCCGACUGCAGCUCUGCCCUACCCCAUCGGAGACUGGGCCUAUAUACCUGCUUAUCCCGACGCGCUCUUCGCACUCGGCCAGGAGAUCGUCCCGGCCGGCACCCUUGUACUCCUCCCGAGCUACAAUACCCACCUGAUGCUGUUCAACACCACCACUUUCACCUGGGCUAAUGUCGCUACCUUCGCCGGCAUCUCAGGUGGCGUAACGGGCGUACUGGGCGAGGCCCAGUGGGGAUCUGUCUACUCUGCCAAUGACGGCAACGUCUAUGGCACUGAGCAAAAUUCAGGCUUGCUGUGGAGAUUCCCUAUUGCUGGAGGGAACGCGGCCCUUGUUUCGCUUGGGGCUAUCCCUCUGAACGGCGACGCCAUCGACGGAGCCAGAUGCCCACUCAGUGACAGUCUAGUUGCGACGUUGUUGUAA
Diaporthe amygdali is the source of this 2427-nucleotide messenger RNA. RefSeq lists its product as uncharacterized. The transcript is spliced from 2 exons. The coding region runs from base 1 to 2427 and encodes 808 amino acids. NCBI's taxonomy places the organism in Eukaryota, Fungi, Ascomycota, Sordariomycetes, Diaporthales, Diaporthaceae. The record is from RefSeq and is a predicted model, not a curated record.